CUAGAUACAGAGUCUUCAAGAGCGCACGGUGUACGAGUGAACGAUUGUAGGUGGCAGGUCCCAGCGCUUUCCCGUAAUUACCGCUGCCGCCGUGUUGUUUGCGCUUUGCCCCUGCCUAACUUGUACGUCACGUGUGACCAUGCACUGUUUACUUCACUUCGGUUUUUCAGCAAAUCUGCGAUUCUACGCGGCAGCAGUUUGUAGAUCUGUGAUUACACGCGACAAAUUUUUCCAUCACCAGGGUGGUAAAGCACAGCAAAUUCGCAGAUUUUUUCUCAGGUGGAUAAGUAUAUAGUCCAAGACAUGGCUACCUGGGUACGGCCUGCCAGACAUGAGAGACAUGACUAUGCUCGCCACAAUCGCCGGUCACCUCCACGCCGCUGGGUGCCUCUACGACCGAGGGCAUUUCAGAGAGGACGUCGCCCUGAGAUGUCGCGCCGUCAUGAGAGCCCCAAUCGUUCAUCUCGGGAGCACAUGCCUCAUAGAGGUAAAAAGCAGCGCAACUAUAGGGAUCCAGACCGUGAGAGGGGAAGGGCAAAGAGCAUGAGUCACGAUUCUAUAUUGAGUUAUGACGACGAAGGCUGUCUCAAGAAAAAAGGUGAUGCCGGACAGAAGGCCAAUGGAAAGGGAGCCAGAGCGAAGUAUCCAACAAAUCAAGAUAUGUCGCUGGAUGAAAGAGGUACAGGAGGAUAUGGAUCUUUCAAGAGGCCAGUUGUCGACCCAAAGUCUAGCGAUAACAGGAAAGACUUAUUCGAAGAGAAGAUGCUCGCCAGAUCUUCUUCCAUUUCUAGGUCUUCAACUGUCACGUCCAGCAAGUCUGGGCCUUACCCGUGAGUGUUCGGCAGCACUGGUAUGAACCUCACUGACAUCAAAAUAGGGCUGAGUC
Molecule: messenger RNA, 886 nt
Organism: Pseudovirgaria hyperparasitica
Lineage: Eukaryota; Fungi; Ascomycota; Dothideomycetes; Acrospermales; Acrospermaceae
Exons: 1
Coding region: 304-834 (176 amino acids)
Source: RefSeq, a predicted model, not a curated record